AUGUUUCUUAUUCAGGUUAAUAAUUCUGUUCCUUGUACAUACUUUUGUGUGAUUGGUUGGGGACCUGCAGGAUACUCUGGUAUUCAACAGACAGAGACAUCUAGGGUUGCAAUAUUCUCAAUGUGGAACGAGGGUGAGAACCUGGUCGAGCUGGUAAGGGCCGGGGAGGGGGCCCUGGUGUCCGGGUUCGGAGGGGAGGGGGAGGGGUUAAAGUGUAUGAAGGAGUUCAACUGGGUGGAGGAGAACCCCGUCCUGUUCAGGGUUCAAGCUGAACAGAAGGAUGAAUAUUGGGAGUGCAGCUGUUAUUAUAUUUAUGAAGGAAAAGAAUAUUUUCUCGCUACUUACAGAAGAAAGGGAUCCAGGCCACUAAGCAAAGGUGGUUUCUACAGUUUCGUAGAAGACUGGAAAAGGUGUGGCGCUGCAGUCGGGCACAACAGCUGCAGGAAAGCUGAGUUCUCUAAUCAGAAGGUUUGGAUGGACGGUAAACAGAUUAAUCUAAACACAGCCAAGUUUAGCAAGGUAGAGAAUGGUCUGGAUAAGUUUGCUUGUGAGAAAGCAGUGGCAGGAACUUGUGGAGAAGGAUUUUUCUUGUCUACUGGAGGAAAUCAUGCGUCCAUUGAAUCCUGUUCUAAUGGAACCAUCUUCAAUAAACAAGAUAAAUAGAGAUCAAAACAAGAUUUUAAAGUGACGUAAAGCUGACGACGACGUAUGGCCGACGUCAGGCUGAAAUGCCUUGGUUUGAAAGGAAUCGUGAUAGCAUACCUCAGCUAGGCCAGGACAAUCCUUCACUUCUUGAUUUGAUUUGAUCCCUUUCUGAUCCCUUUUUGAUCCAUUUUUGAUCCCUGUGAUCCCUGUUUGAUCCUUUUUUGAUCACUGUUUGAUUCCUGUUUGAUUCCUGUUUGAUCCCUGUUUGAUCCCUUUUUGAUCCCUGUUUGAACCCUGUUUGAUCCCUGUUUGAUCCCUAUUUGAUCCCAUUUUGAUCCAUUUUUUCCCUGUGAUCCCUGUUUGAUCCUUGUUUGAUCCCUUUCUGAUCCCUAUUUGAUCUAUUUUUGAUCCCUGUGAUCCCUGUUUGAUCCCUAUUUGAUCCCUUUUUGAUCCCUUUUUGAUCCCUGUGAUCCCUGUUUAAUCCCUGUUUGAUCCCUGUUUGAUCCCUUUUUUAUCCCUUUUUAUCCCUUUUUGAUCCCUUUUUGAUCCCUGUUUGAUCCCUUUUUGAUCCCUGUUUGAUCCCUGUUUGAUCCCUUUUUAUCCCUUUUUUAUCCCUUUUUGAUCCCAUUUUGAUCCAUUUUUUAUCCCUUUUUGAUGCUCAAUCCAUAAAGCGAUUAGAGCCCUUGACUACUAAUCAAGUUUAAGUACUGGUUCAAGUUUACAGUGGUGUGUAGGUCAAGAGGUUUUGUUUCAGCUGUUGCUGUUGCUAAGCUACUGUUUUACCUUCAAAAAGUCCAACUUCCGAAAUUUUACAUUAAUGGUUAAAUGCAACUUUAAACUGGGGUUUUCGUUGUUAAAUUACCAUUUUAAGAUAGAUUACAACCUUUCUUUAAUUUAUUCAGUUAAAGGUCGUUAUUAAAGGCUUAUUCUUUGAGAGAACCCCUGUACUUAUCAGAAGUAGUUUAAACAACCAUACCUAGUUUAACUGUUAAACUUGUCAUUCAUAAAUUUCCAUCUCAUUUGAGAAUUUUUUUACUUUUUCAUAAAAAGAUAAUCACCUUGAAAACAAUGCAUUUAAGUUUUGCACUUUGUAUAUGUAUAAGUUUAUUUGGUUUUGGGUUUGAAUGUUAUUCUAUUGUGAUGUAUUUAAUAUAUGUUUGUAACCUUUUUUCCUAAAUUUAUUAAUAUAUUUUUAUGCUUGUCUUUAUAGAAUAUCACAUAAUUUUAGCUUCAUACGAAAAACAUUAAUAUUCUCCUUAAAAGUUUUUUUAAUAUUGUUUUUUUUAACAUAAGCAGCUAUUUUGAAAUGUGAUAAUAUUUGUGAUAAAAUAUCUACACUUUGUAAUAAUGCAUUAAUAAAUAUUAAAUAAUUUUAGCUUUAAGCGAAAACAAUAAAAUUCUCCUUAAAAAAAAUUUUUAUAUUUUUUUCUUACAAAAGCAGUUUUUUUUGAAAUUCAAUACCUCUGUAUGAAAAUGUGAUAAUGUUUGUGAUAAAAAUUCUACACUUUGUAAUAAUGCAUUUGUAAGGUUGAAGGAACAGAAUUAGUUUAGAUCAUUAACAGUUGAAUGAGUUUCCAACCCAUGUUAACAGUUCAUCAUUUGUUUUAUUUAAAAGUUUCCAACCCAUGUUAACAGAUUAUCAUUUGUUUAAUUAAAAGUUACCAACCCAUGUUAACAGAUUAUCAUUUGUUUUAUUUAAAAGUCACCAACCCAUGUUAACAGUUUAUCAUUUGUAUUAUUUAAAAGUUACCAACCUAUGUUAACAGAUUAUCAUUUGUUUAAUUAAAAGUUACCAACCCAUG
Molecule: messenger RNA, 2447 nt
Organism: Eurytemora carolleeae
Lineage: Eukaryota; Metazoa; Arthropoda; Copepoda; Calanoida; Temoridae
Exons: 7
Coding region: 1-663 (220 amino acids)
Source: RefSeq, a predicted model, not a curated record